AUGUCCAAAAAAUUGUCGUCGUCGUCGUCGUCGUCCGGGAUUUGGUUGCUGGAGGAGAAUGUGCUCAGGCGCACACAAGUAAUCGAUCCUUGUCGUCGCAACGUUCGGGCUCUGAAAUCGAUAUCGGUGUGCACUCCUGUCCCGUACGCAGUGUCUGCUUUGAAAAAUGAGAAAAAUGCAUUAGAAAAACGGACGGAACGGGACGGGAAGUCUGGUCCGGCCAGCAUGACGACGGUGGCGUCGUCGUCGUCGUCGUCGUUGUCGUCGUCCGUUGCAGCCCGAUGGACGGAAGCUGCGGGACGAUACCGCAACGAGUACCUCGCAUCGGUGGCCGCCACGCUGUGCAUCUUUAUGGUCGUCUGCACCAACGCCUGGACAUCGCCGGCGCUACCGAAGCUCCUCACCGAACCGAAUCCCCCGAUCUCGAUAACGGCCGACGACGGUUCCUGGAUUAUGGCGAUCCAGGCGCUCGGUGGCAUUCCCGGCAUGCUAAUCGGUGGUCUGACCGUCGAUCGGUACGGACGCAAGUGGCCAUUCAUCGGCAGUGCCGGUCCGGUAAUUGCCGGCUGGAUCCUGAUGGCAACGGCCCGUUCCACCGUCCUGCUCUAUGUGGCCCGCUUCCUCUUUGGUGUGUCGUACGGUGUCGCGUACUCCAUUGCACCCAUCUACCUGGGGGAGAUAGCGUCGGCCGACAUCCGGGGUACGGUCGGUACCUUCAUCACGGCCAUGGCCAAGGUGGCCUUCAUGUUCGAGUACAGCAUCGGACCGUACGUUAGCUUCGAGGCCCUCGCCUGGAUAUCACUGACCGGAGUGGCCCUCUUCCUGGCCACCUUUCCCUGGAUGCCCGAAUCGCCCCAUUUUCUGCUUGCCACGGGACGGUACGCCGAAGCAUUGGCCAGUCUUCGGUGGCUGCGGCGUCGGCCGGACGUGGAGGAUGAGUUGGUGGCGAUAAAAAAGUCCAUCGACCGGAUGGCCGAUGACCGGCGGAUGGCGACCGGUCGGGCGAUCCGGGAUCUGUUUGUACCGGCGUACCGGCACCAUCUGGUGCUGGUGUUGAUACUGGCGUUCGGAAUGCAGCUAACCGGGGCCCAGGCCAUCCUUGGGUACGCGCAGACCAUCUUCGGGAAGAUAUCGACCGAUUUGACGCCCGCCGAAAUGUCCAUCGUUUUGGGCGCGGUCCAGCUGGUGACGGUCCUGUUCCCCAUUCUGCUCGUGGAUCGUCUUGGCCGGCGACCGAUCAUGCUGUGGUCCACGGGUGGUUGUACGGCCGGACUGCUGCUCGGUUCCGUUUACUUCACGCUGGACGCCAUCGAGAACGUCCGGGUCGGUUCGUAUGGGUGGGUUUCCUUCGUCGGGCUGGUGGUGUUUGUUGUGAUGUACGCGUUCGGGCUGGCCACCGUACCGUUUGCGAUUUUGAGUGAAAUUUUCCCACGAAAUAUUCGGGCCAGUGCGAACGCCCUUUACGGUGUGCUGAGUGCGAUCCUCAUCUUCGGUGUGGUGAAGCUGUUUCAGGUGGCCGCCGAUGCUGUCGGGGUGUAUCUACCGUUUUGGGUGUUCACCGGUUGUACCGCGAUAACGUUCGUGCUCGUCUAUCUGUAUCUGCCGGAGACAAAGGGGAAAAGCUUGGAAGAGGUGGACGCCCUUAUCGCGGGGCAGAAGCAAUCGCAAAGCCCAUCAACAAUGAGCAAGGCAAUCAGUCGUUGGUGCAAGCAUCGGAACAUCGUACUCGAUUUCUCCUCGGUUCAACCUCAGUCCAAAGGGGCCAGUGCGACAUCAUAA
Anopheles darlingi is the source of this 1779-nucleotide messenger RNA. RefSeq names its product facilitated trehalose transporter Tret1-like. Bases 1 to 1779 code for a protein of 592 amino acids. The record is from RefSeq and is a predicted model, not a curated record. NCBI's taxonomy places the organism in Eukaryota, Metazoa, Arthropoda, Insecta, Diptera, Culicidae. Gene Ontology annotation, biological process: transmembrane transport. The transcript has 6 exons. Gene Ontology annotation, molecular function: transmembrane transporter activity. Gene Ontology annotation, cellular component: membrane.